Messenger RNA from Populus euphratica (Euphrates poplar), 1706 nucleotides. Its product is annotated as WAT1-related protein At1g43650-like. Lineage: Eukaryota; Viridiplantae; Streptophyta; Magnoliopsida; Malpighiales; Salicaceae. Gene Ontology annotation, cellular component: membrane. The transcript has 6 exons. Bases 487 to 1605 code for a protein of 372 amino acids. The record is from RefSeq and is a predicted model, not a curated record. Gene Ontology annotation, molecular function: transmembrane transporter activity.
UCAAAUUUGGAGGUGGUUCGAACAGUUCGCUGGAUAUCUUUGAUGUUCCUCUCAAGGAGAACACAGUGGAGUUUCUUUGGCACGAUCCCUCUAUAUCUAGUGGAACCUAUAGUGGUGCCUUUUACUAUAACAACUAACCUUAAUCCAUUUUAUAGCGUUUUUCUCUAUUGCUGUCAUUUCAUUUAUUCCAGUCUUGAAUAAUAAUGUAAAGUAAUAUCAACUUGUAAGGGACUUGUAUUUAUAAUAUUGGCUCAUCCAGUCAUGUCGUCGAUUUUUGACUAACAUGGAAUUAAGAAAGUAAGAGGAGAUGAUUCUGUAUGCUUGUCCAGUCAUUUCUAAUGAUCUUGAAGAGGGGGACACUUUCCACCCGCGAAUAAAUUAUGUAUCUGGUGUCUUUGAAAAUGACAGGGAUGCGAUUCUCCGCUGACACUUCCCACAACGAUGUUGUAGGUCUACUUCAUUGCUAGUAGUUUUCACUUCCUUUAUAUGUUGCCAUUCGAGCGCUCUUCUUUAUCCAUCAUGGCCUGCAUAAUGAAGCUUUACAAAGCUUUGAAGGAUGCGGCAAUUAGCCAUCAAGUCCUGUUGGCAAUGAUUUUCAUACAGUUUGGUUUUGCAGGGAUGACCUUAAUAUCAAAGGCAGCGCUAAAUGCUGGGAUGAACCCUUUAGUGUUCAAUGCCUAUCGGCAAAUGAUUGCCACACUUGUGUUGGCGCUCCUUGUUCUCUUGAUGGAGAGGAAGAAGAGCGGAUCGCUGUCAUUCAGCCUCUUCUGCAAGAUUUUUGUAGCUGCUUUAUUAGGGCCAACAUUGAGCUUGGAUCUAUACUACGUGGCGCUCCAUUUAACCUCAGCAACAUUUGCAGCUGCUAUUCUCAAUUCCAUUCCAGUUAUCACAUUUUUCUUAGCUAUCAUUAUGGGGUUGGAGGCUGUAGGUUGGAGAUCAUUCUAUGGUGGACUCAAGAUCCUUGGAAUAGUCAUAACUGUUGGAGGAGCCAUGCUGCUUAGCUUCUACCGAAGACCUACGACGAGACAUCCUAACUCGUCAAGUUCUGGCAGCAACGAUGGAACAUUCUUUGUUAAUAAAUUGGAGGGUAGAACGAGAUCGAUCUUAGGACCUGUUCUAAUGUUCCUUUCUGCCAUAGCUUGGUCAACAUGGCUUGUCGUUCAAUCAAAAUUGCUAGAGCUUUAUCCAGCCAGGUUACGCCUCUCCACUCUACAGUGUCUCAUCAGUUCUGUGCAAUCUAGUAUUAUAGCUGCAGCCUUGGAGCGAGAACGUAACUCAUAUAAGAUAAGAUGGGAUAUUCAACUUGCUUCCCUUGCAUAUUGUGGUGUAUUCGUAACUGGGGCUGCAUAUGGACUCCAAAUUUGGUGUAUAGAGAAGAAAGGGCCGUUUUACGUUUCCGUGUUUUCUCCACUUGCAUUGGUUUUAACUGCCAUCUUCUCAGCAAUUUUUUGGGCUGAACGAUUGAACUGGCAAAGUAUAUUGGGAGCUAUUCUGAUUGUUGGAGGUCUUUAUGGUGUCCUGUGGGGAAGAAGCAAGGCUGAGAAACAAGAAAUACAUAAUGGUGAAUCUCCAGCAGAGCAAUCUCCAGAUAUUGAAAAAAACUGACUGUUUUCUGUGCUUGUGUGUUUCUCUCAUAUAUAAAUUAGUGUAGCAAGUUAUAUCUAGUAAAUUCCUACUCAGACUGACAAUAAAUUUCCUUUUCUUAA